UACAAAAUACAAAAGAGAGUUAGAAACAAAAUGGAAGAAAGUAAAAGAAACUUAGUAGAUGAAGAAGCUAAAGCAUCUCUAGACAUAUGGAAAUAUGUCUUUGGGUUUGCAGAUAUAGCAGCUGCAAAGUGUGCCAUCGAUCUUAAGAUACCAGAAGCCAUUGAAAACCAUCCUUCCUCACAGCCCGUGACAUUAGCUGAGCUCUCCUCCACAGUCUCCGCCUCUCCAUCACAUCUUCGUCGUAUAAUGAGGUUUCUUGUGCACCAAGGAAUCUUCAAAGAAGUCCCCUUAAAAGAUGGUCUAGCCACAGGCUACACUAACACGCCACUCUCUCGCCGUAUGAUGAUCACAAAACGUGACGGCAAGUCUCUAGCUCCUUUUGUUCUCUUCGAGACAAGUCGCGAGAUGCUGGCUCCGUGGUUAAACCUGAGCUCAGUUGUCUCUUCUUCGGUCAACGGUUCACAUCCACCACCGUUUGAUGCUGUGCACAAUAAGGACGUGUGGGCUUUAGCGGAGGAUAAUCCGUGCUUUAGUGAGAUGAUCAAUGAGGCCAUGGCUUGUGACACAAGGCGAGUGGUACCACGUGUUGCCCAAGCUUGUCACGACUUGUUUGACAGCGUGGCUACAGUGGUGGAUGUAGGAGGUGGUAACGGAGAGGCGAUGGGAAUAUUGGUGAAGGAGUUUCCUUGGAUCAAAGGAUUUAACUUCGAUCUUCCUCAUGUUAUCGACGUAGCUCAGGGGUUGGAUGGUGUUGCGAAUGUUGGAGGCGAUAUGUUUGAUUCUGUUCCAAAAUGUGACGCCGUCUUCAUCAAGUGGGUAUUACAUGAUUGGGGAGACAAAGAUUGCAUAAAGAUAUUGAAGAAUUGCAAAGAAGCGGUCCCAGAAAAUGUCGGAAAAGUGUUUAUAGUGGAAUCUGUAAUCAGAGAGAAUAAAAAGACGACGAUAGUGGAAGAAAGAGAUGAGAAAUUAGAGCAUGUCAGAUUGAUGCUUGAUAUGGUGAUGAUGGCUCACACAAGCACCGGCAAAGAAAGGACUCUGAAAGAAUGGAACUUUGUUCUUAACGAAGCUGGUUUCGCUCGAUAUGAAGUUAGGGACAUUGAUGAUGUUCAGUGUGUUAUCAUCGCGUAUCGGUCUUAAAUGGAAGAGCUAAACCAAAAUUUCAUUCGAGAAAACUCAAUAUAUUAAUGAUUAUCUUGUUGUUGGUAAGUAUGAUGAGUUUCAGUUAAGUUUGAAUGCUUGUGUUGUAUCAAAACAAUCAAGGGUUGUUUCAGUACCACUGUACCAGCCAUGUUGUGUUUAUUGUGCUUGCUCUUUGUAUUUUCACAUGUAUUUAAUAAUCUUGUUGAUGCAUAAGGACUUGCACUUGUAACUUGCUUUUAGUAACUUUUUUCUUAAGCUACA
Messenger RNA from Raphanus sativus (radish), 1401 nucleotides. Its product is annotated as acetylserotonin O-methyltransferase. The record is from RefSeq and is a predicted model, not a curated record. NCBI's taxonomy places the organism in Eukaryota, Viridiplantae, Streptophyta, Magnoliopsida, Brassicales, Brassicaceae. Gene Ontology annotation, molecular function: protein dimerization activity; S-adenosylmethionine-dependent methyltransferase activity; O-methyltransferase activity. The transcript is spliced from 2 exons. Gene Ontology annotation, biological process: methylation. The coding region runs from base 31 to 1137 and encodes 368 amino acids.